Maniola jurtina (meadow brown) is the source of this 3550-nucleotide messenger RNA. RefSeq names its product ankyrin repeat and MYND domain-containing protein 1-like. Bases 187 to 3507 code for a protein of 1106 amino acids. Gene Ontology annotation, molecular function: protein binding. The transcript has 15 exons. The record is from RefSeq and is a predicted model, not a curated record. NCBI's taxonomy places the organism in Eukaryota, Metazoa, Arthropoda, Insecta, Lepidoptera, Nymphalidae.
UUUACGUAGCACUUUGAUUUGUAAACAAAAAAUAUGUAAAACAAUAUUCGUGUUCUGGUGUUUUGUGAUUUUUCCCGUUGAACUAAAAAAAAUUGGUCUUUAAAAUAUUGUUUUACUAAACUUAGAUGAAGAAAAGAAAAUUGUACUCGUAAGUAAAUACUUAAAGUAGGAAAAUUCCGACUGAAAAUGCCUGAAACAACUAAACUGUGUUCGUCACUCGUGACUCGUAAAGAUAAAAUUUGGGAAUAUCAACAAUAUUACUUGGGAGAAAAAGAUGAAGAAAACAGAAAAUGUGGGAUAGGACAAAAUCACUGGACUGGAGCGCAGUCAUUAGAGUCGUACACUGGUCAUUUCACCCGGAACACGAUGCACGGGCUCGGUGACUACCGCUGGCGUCAUCACGGCCCUGAAAACUCUUUUGUUACCUACGAGGGGCACUUCUACUGCAACAGAAUGCAUGGCUAUGGAACUAUGUCGUAUCCUGAUGGAAGGACGUUUAGUGGGUUAUUCUUUGAUAACGUGCGAUUUGGCCCAGGAGUACAAUCUCACGCUGACGUCCACGAAGACGUUGGCUUGUGGCGUGGAUGUCAGCUUGUGAGGUUGGCAUGGCGACCAGAAGGUCCCAGCAUCACGCCGGACUUUGUCAAUUCAAGUACAGGACGAACUAUGGUUGAAUCGCACAGGAUUAUAUUGACAACGGAAGUUGAAACAAUAGGUGAGACAAACAAAGCUAUAGAGCUCCUUAAACAAUGUGGAGCAGACCCGCGGGUAGCAGUGGAGAGAUGGAGCAAAGUCUACCCCAAACAUUGCAUAGACCUUGCAAGUCCUUUAUGCUAUACCGAAUCUUUCGAUCGUGACUAUUACAAUAGAAAGAUACAUACUUUAAAAGAGGUGGAUGUCGUACCAGAAAAAGUACAGGAUAACGAGGUUGAUCAGGAUACUUUAGAAAAUAUUGACACAAAUGAUGGCACCUUUUACGCUUGGAAUAAUAACAAGAAGACGAUUAACAUGAUGAAGCACAGUUACAAGCACGACAGACAGCGGAGAAGAACGACAAUAGAUUUGAAACGCAUUCUAUCUGGUCCCAGAAGACAGUUUAAACCACCCGGUGAACACGAAAUAGAUUGUAGGACCCUGCUUAUGGCCGCUUAUUUGGAUCGUGCCGAGGAUAUUGCCCAGUUGGUUAACGAAAGAAAUGUUCAUCCAGACAUAUCCGAUGCUCAAGGAAAUUCGGCCAUUAUGUAUGCCACUGUCGGAGAUCAACCAGAUGUUAUACACUUCCUGGUGGAAGCUGGUGCAAAUGUAGACUCUUACAACGACAACUGUUGUACUCCUCUUGGGGUGGCUUUAAUGCGAUAUCUUUGUGCUGAGAAUGAUUUACCACCCAGCGGAAUGCUACAGGGUUUAUUACAGCCUUCUUUGGCACAAUUACCAGCACCUAUAGAACCCAUCGUUCAUGAUUGGAAUAUUACACGUGAGCAGCUUUCUAAUACAACGUUCAGUGCGCUAACAAAGAGUCCAAGUAAAAGCGCCAGAAGUCCGAGUUCUAAGAAAAUCAAGUCUUUAUUAUCGAUUCGAGACCAACCAGGAUCUAAAAGGAAAACUGAAACACCUGAACCUAAAGUUCUUGAUGCCGUUUAUGAAUCACACGAGUCAAUUUCUGAAGAGAAAUCUCUAUACAACAGUAUAAAUCUUGAAUAUUCUAUUAAAACGACUGAUACUUUUACCCCUUUAAAUGGAUAUGGGACUAGAAGCCCUGUACCUUAUGUUUUUAAUGUAACUGACAUGGUUAAAGAAACUGAACUUGACGCUGAAGACGAUCAAAAGAAACCACCAGAAAAGCCUAUGAAAAAGAUGUUAUCAUCGAAAACAUUUAAAAAUACAAGAAAAACAAGCAAAGAAGUUAUAAGGCAACAUUCUGAUAAGGAAGAAAUUUCUAUAAGUAGCGCCGAGAAGAUAAAAGCAAAUAAGUUAUCAAAAAUAAUGUGUACUAUUCUACAAUUAUUAUCAGACGGUGCUGAUCCAACAUUAGUUCGAUGUCCACAACCAGCUCUUUUGAUGGCUGUUAUGUCUAACUCCCCUGAUUUAAUACGACACUUAGUGCGCUAUGGGGCGAACAUUAACGAAAAUUACCACCAGGUAUUUCAUUAUACUCCUUUGGACGUAGCUAUUUCUCGUACACUAACUCAAGAUAAUUUAGAAAUGGUGAUCGCGCUGUUAGAAUGUGGUGCAAAUGCACAGCACAGAUUGGUUUAUGAACAAGACCUUAAAGACCCAACAGGUGAACAAAUACCUGGGCCUACACUUUUACACAUUGUUUUAGCGAAAAAGACUGAAAAUGAUGUCGAAGAAGAUAUCCGUCAUCGACUACUGGAACUAUUGCUUGAAUAUAAUUGCAAUCCUACAAUACAGUACAAAGGUCGCGCUGCUAUAGAUGUGGCAAUGAGCAAAGGCAACGAAGUUCUGAAUAUUUUUAUGAAAAGCCCAACAACCGACUUGAAUGCUGUUAUAAAUAAUUCUAAUCAAAGUAUACUUGUAAAAAUGUUAAGUUUUCCUUAUUUUAAGACCUUUACGAGUACGGAGCGAUUGCAAUGGUUAACCGAUUUGUUGUUGUUCGGAGCUGACCCAUUGAUAAAAUGUCAAAAUCGUAAUGACACAUACCAAAAUAUUUUUGUUUUUGCCAAAAAUACUUUACUUGAAAUUGAUCAGAGCUCCCGGCCCAAAACUGUUAACCCUCCUGCAAAACCAUCCGAAUCUAAAGUUGGUAAAAAGGCUGAGAAAUUAAAAAAAGAUGAGAAGACUUCUACCAAACAACUAGGAAAAAACGCUGACGAUGUUGAAGAUUAUAGACAAGCGGUUGACCUUGUGACUGACUGUGCUAGGCUGAUCUAUACUAGAUGGCUGCAAGCCAAGCUCAUGAAAGAACUUGUUGUUACUAUUGAUAAAUACAAACACAGACACUGGCAUAUGAUAUUGAAGUCGUAUCAAGGAAAACGAAGCACAGGACUAUGGCUUUCCCCUCAACGCUGUCUCGAAAUAUGGGACAUUUUAUCUGGUACCAAGAAGAAGAUGUACAAAGAUCAGCAUGUCCUGACCCAUUUACUAAGCAUAGUUAUAUUUCUGUCGCGGCAGAAUUAUGGCCAUACUAGUAAUGUUUCUGAUAAUAUAACCCUCACUGCGUCAUUAAAAGACUCCAUAGAAGCUGACGUUAGGCAAAUUUUACGUCAACAUAAAGCUGAUAUAAAAAUGAAAGCAGAGCUCCCAUGGAAACUGUCUUAUGUAAAACCGGAAUUGAUUAAACAAGAUACAAAAUUUAACGUCUGCUUUGAAUGUAUCCUACCACUGACCGAAGACAAUAUUUUGUGUAGUUCGUGCAAGAAAAUAUAUUUUUGUUCGUAUAAUUGCAUGAAAUCAAACGUCCAACGAUCAAAUUGCCAUCCAUGUAGCGAUUUUUUGAAAAUGGAAUAUUUCACGAACUCUGAUGAAAACUUUCAACAUUUAGUAUAAUAAAUAUUCUUAAUUUAAAUAAAAUACUACCUACUGAAAUGUA